Messenger RNA from Canariomyces notabilis, 2783 nucleotides. RefSeq names its product RabGAP/TBC. The record is from RefSeq and is a predicted model, not a curated record. Bases 1 to 2496 code for a protein of 831 amino acids. The transcript has 5 exons. Lineage: Eukaryota; Fungi; Ascomycota; Sordariomycetes; Sordariales; Chaetomiaceae.
AUGUCUGCCACCGAAGAGACAGUCAAACAAGAGUCGCGGGACUCGCAACAGACAGAAGAGCAGCAGCGGCCGCAGUCGAGAGACGGCUCAGACAAGGACACCGAGACUUUCGAGGAUGCCAUCGAGACCGGCUCUGUUCGGUCAUUGACAAAGCGUCAACAGCCCGUCAACCGACAAUCGGCCCAGGACCACUCCGACUACGAGGAGGAAGCUUCCCACCUAGCCGCCGCCAACGACAAGCCCGAUGCUCCGAAUCAGCAGACAACAGAUAAGACACCACGGCCUCCGUCGCAGGCCUCGGCCGGUUCGCUCGACAAUGUAAACCUCGACGAUGACUCGGCAACAACAACGAUUUCCGCUACCGCGCCGCAAGGCAACAUAACAAAUGCCCUCCCGCCCAUGCCGUGGUCACCUUCGGCAAACGAGUCACCAGCUAAGAGUCCAGCUGCCACAGCCGCAGCCCCCCAAGCUCCUGCUCCUGCUCCUGCUUCAGCGCCGGCCACCACGAGCAGGAAGUUCAACAGCCCCUUUUCCUGGCUCUCGCGGAGCUCAUCAAAGGAGCCGCCCGUAACACGAGCCGCGCCGUCCCCGAGGAGAAAUACAGCUAGCUCAGUGGCCACCUUGAUGAGCAAUCCGGAGAUGAUGCUGAGCAAGCUCGAGGAAGAGAAUGAAGGGGGAGCGAGAGACCGGCAGUCGCGCAGUAGCCUAAAGGACCGCUUCAAGCUGCUUAGAAUGAGGGAGGAGGCCGGCAUUCCCGUCGAAGACGAAAGGGCCGGCGUUGCGGCUAGUGAUAAUGGCGACGGCUCUAGUCUAGCCGCACCACCUCUUGCUUCACCGCUGCCACAAAGCCCGAAUCUCGCCCCUGGAACCGCCUCGGGCGUUACCGUUGGCCCAUCGUCCAUGGAAGACACCCCGGUGGAUUGGGAUCUUUGGCAGGCUGUGGUCUACGAAGGCCCAGCCGCUGUGGCUCGGACAAGUCCUGAGGAGCUGAACAAGGCCAUUGCCGCUGGUAUCCCGAGUGCCAUCCGCGGGGUCAUCUGGCAGGUCCUUGCCCAGAGCAAAAACGAGGAGCUGGAAGCCGUCUACGAGGAGCUUGCGGCGAGAGGCACCGAGAAGGAGAAGGAUAGGCAGAGCUCUGGGUCUGGAGCAAGUCCAGCACUCAAUGGGAGCACCAAAGGCUCUACGUCGUCUGCAUCUUCGGUCAACUCGGAGCAUUCGGGGCCCAAUGGUGCACCGUCGCCGACAGAAAAAGAGUCGGCUGCCGCCGCAGCAGAGCGGAAGAAAAAGGCAAAAGAGGACAUUGCAAUGCUGCAGAAGCUCGAGAAAACGAUCAAAAGGGAUCUUGGCGCUAGGACAAGCUUCUUCAAAUUCGCCGCUGCGCAGGGCCUUCAGGAUAGCCUGUUCAAUGUGUGCAAGGCAUAUGCGCUCUUCGAUGAAGCCGUUGGUUAUGCUCAGGGCAUGAAUUUUCUCGUCAUGCCGCUUCUUUUCAAUAUGCCAGCCGGGGAAGCCUUCUGUUUGCUAGUGCGGCUAAUGAACCAGUACCACCUCCGCGAACUCUUCAUCCAGGACAUGCCGGGUCUCCACCUGCACCUUUACCAAUUUGAGCGCCUCUUGGAGGACUUGGAGCCGGCACUCUACUGCCACCUUCGGAGGCGCGGCAUCUCUCCCCAUCUCUAUGCCACUCAGUGGUUCCUGACCCUCUUCGCUUACCGCUUCCCGCUCCAACUCGUCCUUCGUAUCUACGACCUAAUCUUCUCAGAAGGCCUGUCUGCCAUUCUCAAGUUUGGUAUCGUCCUCAUGCAAAAGAACGCAGCCGCCUUGCUCGCCCUCACCGACAUGGCGCAGCUGACGUCCUUUCUCAAGGACCGCCUGUUUGACGCUUACAUUGACUCCUCGCCAUCCUCCACCUCUAUCCUGGAGAACGGCUUCUUUGGCAGCUCCUCGAGCAGCAUUGACAAGGAGGUCUACCGCGCCGACCAGCUGGUGCGCGACGCCUGCGAGGUCAGGAUCACCCCCGACAUGCUCAAGGCAUACCAGAUUGAAUGGGAGGAGAAGACACGCGCCGAAAAGGAGCGCGAAGCCGAACUGGAGAGUCUCAGGGCGGCCAAUGCGAGCUAUGCCGUGAGGGUGCGCAAGCUCGAGGAGCGGAUCGAGGAUGUCGAUCGGGAACAAGCGGCGCUGGCGACCGAGCUGGUCAGGACAAAGGUCGAGAAUGAGGAGCUCAAGGACGAGAACGAGAGUCUCAAGGGCCAAGUCAAGGAGUUGCGGAUCGUGAUUGAGAAGCAGCCGGCCGAGAUAGAAGCGGCAUGGCAGCUUGAGAGGGAUGACCUGAUGAAGCGGAAUGGGAAGGUACAUGAGGAGAACCAGAGGUUGGAGAAGGAGCUCUCAGAGCUCGAGGAGGAGCUGGUGCAGACCAAGAUGCAGUAUGCGGAGAUCAACUCGCAGCACGAGACUCUCACGCGGAAAUGGACCGACCUCAAGAGGCAGUUUCAAUGAGUCUUCUGCCUCUGUCUCUGCUUCAACAUUCCUCAUUUGCAUCUGCUAGUAUCACAACCCUUGACUGGCUCACCCACACCAGCAGUCAGCACUCCCUGGUAUACCGGUUGUAUUAGGCAUCGGAGUAUUGAACAAUAGAAGUGAUGGCGUUGGAAAAGAUUUGUUUGUCAGUUGUCAGACAGCGCAAUGGCAAGGCAAGGCAAUGGCAAAGCACAGAUAGCGGAAUCAAAGGGCGCUCGGUAAGGGGAACUGUCGUCUUUCAUGCAUCCAUGGAAUAGGGAAUGGGA